This is a messenger RNA of Radiomyces spectabilis, 888 nucleotides long. RefSeq lists its product as uncharacterized. The transcript has a single exon. The record is from RefSeq and is a predicted model, not a curated record. The coding region runs from base 301 to 711 and encodes 136 amino acids. Lineage: Eukaryota; Fungi; Mucoromycota; Mucoromycetes; Mucorales; Radiomycetaceae.
GGAAAAGCGGAGGGAAGACACUCGGUGACAGCUUUAUAGGGAAUAAAGGCCGGGCCGAACCAUUCCCCAGUCACAAGUGGCUGUUCAAGAAAAACUCGGAGUUGAGCACCGAUGCAUUAUUGGCCCGUGAUCCACCCUCGCAUCAUCUGAAAAUUACACACGCGAGUGGGAAUCCCCGGAAAUCAAAUAAAAAUGCGAUGUAUGCCCAUCCAACAUAGCAAAAAAAAAAACAUUGUCCUUCUCAAAAGACCGUGACAUCACGAACUCGUGUGGCAUGCUCGGGUGGUAUGCAGGGCACGAAUGAUUACAUAUUUUAACCAUUUCGGCCUUCAAUGCUUUUUUUUUUUCGUAACCGUCGUUGAUGGGCCAUGCGCGUGCCAAGGCUUCAACAUAGACAUCAAAAGGAAGAAAGGCAAACAUAGCGUCUUGACACUCACUACGAUAUCACGACAGCCACUAAACAUUUGGAUGUCAUCCGUUUGCAAGCCUCCGUCUAAAGCAUCUAUUCAGUGGUGGAUCUAUUUCAGACAACGCAGUCAGCCGUCGAUCCGUGCUUUAUGGUUGGCUGCUGUAACUGGGCCACUACCUUUAGACGGACACGUCGUGGUCAGGGCGGGCACCAUGUGCUUUAUGUCCCUAUUGUGUUGCAAAAGAGCUGCCACAUGUUGUGCUGUUUACCUCGGGACAGGCUAUCGGUCGUUUUCAUUUUAAAAACUACGAUGAUUGGUCUACUUCAAGGCGUCAUGAAAAGAAAAAGUGGUGUGGCCAUUCUGUACAGUUUAAUUGAAAAAAUCGGGGUAAAAUUUUUUACAAGUCAAAAAUUUUAAAAGAGGCAAGGUAAUGUUGUUUUAAGUAAUUAAAUAAGAGAGACAACCAAAGGACAAGGGC